Etheostoma spectabile (orangethroat darter) is the source of this 2513-nucleotide messenger RNA. It is a transcript of the gene traf3ip3, whose product is annotated as TRAF3 interacting protein 3. Lineage: Eukaryota; Metazoa; Chordata; Actinopteri; Perciformes; Percidae. The record is from RefSeq and is a predicted model, not a curated record.
UAUGACGCUGUGGUUCACUUCACUUCCUGUAAAAAAUUAUGCUCAACAGAAACAGCUACAUGUAGAAGACAGACAAAACCCCCUUACACUAGUUCAGAAGAGAGAGAAAAUGGAUGACUUCUUAAUCACCUCAUGAAGACUUUUUCCUAAUGAAUGAGAUGGCGUUGUAGGCUUGAGGCACGGUAACAGCCAGAGGAGCUGCCAUGGACGCCCUGGCAAUCACUGGAAUACAGCUCUCCCAAGUGAAACACUUUGACCAAAUAGUGGACAUUAGAGCAGAAAAGCGUGAACACCUGCGAGGACGUAACAACGUGACAUCAUGUCGCAGCCCUACAAGAGAGUUUGACACAAGACUGAUAAAGAAUAAACUGAAGGAAAAGAGGCAUCUUGAGUUUCUGAGGAGGAGAUCAGUGAGCCCAGAGCCGUGUGGUUUGAAUACUACAAACUUUUUUUCCAGGGGAAAACUUUCACCAAAGACCUUUUCAAUGAAACAUCACAGUGCAAUCAGCAAGUCAGAAGCAUUGCAUACAAAUAUUCAAAAUACUCCCACCACUAACGGGAGGCAUCCAAUGAUGAUUUUAACACCAAACAGCAGCAUAAGUGAUGGUUCAAGCACCAGCAACUGGGCUUCAUUAUGGUCAGAACAGACAACACUGAUGAGACAAGAGAAAGACCUUGCAAGAAAGCAAGCAUCUACAUCCACACAAGCGAUAAAAGAAUCAAACCAGCACAGGCUAAAAAGCUCGGAUAAAAGAGAGAAUAGUAUGAAUGCUCAAAAAACAAGCAUCAAAACAUUUGUCCAAACAGAAAAGAUUCACCAAAAACUCUCCAUUCAAACUGAAAAUAUUCUCCAAAGAAAGAUACUGCAAGAGACCAGUGUGCAGACAGAGUCUGGUCUUGUCACUGUAAAGGAGUCAGAUCUUCAGAAGUUAACUGACUACUUGCAGGAGGCCCUGUGGAGAGAGGAGGCCGUGAAGAAGAAGCUGGCAGCCCUCCAGGAGAGCACAUCAAACCUCGUGAACUCCUCCAACAAAAUAUGGAUGGCCCGCUGCAGUGAAGACCUGCUGAGAAACAAGAUCAAGGCUCUGGAGGCACAGCUGCAAGUCUACCUGCAGAAGUUUCCCAAAGAUGGAGUGAAGAAGCUGGUGAUACAGAUGGAGAAGCAGAAACUGGUGUAUGAGGAGAGGACCCUGGUCGCCCUGCAGAAGGUCACACAGGAGAAAACUGAAGCGCUCAGCAAAGCUGCGACAAUGCAGGAAGCGCUAAUUACAGCAAAGGCAGAAGCACAGAGGUGGCAGAGCCUUUGUGAGCAGCUGAAACUGACCUCUGGACAGCUUAGGGAGAACCAACACCUCAAUAAUGACCAGCUGCAACAGUUGCACAGCCAAGUGGAGCUGUCCAGAGGCAGAGAGGCCGAGCUGAGGGAGGAGGUGGUUUCGUUGAGACAAGAGAAGAAGGAGCUACUAUACAACAUUUGUGUUCUGAAAGAGGACAACUACAUUUUAAGAGAGGAAAUCCAGAACCUCAGAGAUUGCAAUGAGAGCCAGGACUUGAUGAUGCAGGGGCGUCUGACAUCAGAGGAUGCAGAGUCACAACUGACGGCAAGGAGGAACUCUCAGGUGGAGGAGCAGCUCCGUCACACUCAGGAGAAACUCCAACUCAAAGAGAGAGAGUGCAAGGAGCUGCAGACGGAGCUGCAUGCCAUGGAGCAGGAGUGUCAGUCCAGCCGCCGGCUGUCGCAGUGCAGGGACGAGCUCCGGCAACUCAGCCACCGCCGCAAAGACCGGUGCUGUUGUGGCUCCUGGUGGAAGAUGUGUGUGUUCUUCCUUCUUCUCCUUGCUGUGGCAGGGGUUGCCAUGUUGUGGCUGUGGCAUCCUCCUUUCAGGGAGCAAGUUGAGGACCUGUACUCAGACAUAGAAACACGCAUUGAAGACUAUCUCAUGGACAUGGCCUCUCCUCAACACUCAGGAUGUUUUAGACCGAUAUGAUAAUGUCACUGCCAGGAACAUCAUUUUUCUUGUUUUGUAGCUUUUCUAGGAUGUAGUUUGUUGAUAUUUUUGUAUUUCAUUCAAUUUGUAUUUCACUCAAAGUGUGUGUGAAAAUGUUGUGUUGACAUGUGUAGGAUGUUUGCAGAAAGAAACUGAAAUCAAAUAAAAUGCCACUGGUUAGAUUCUGGAGUUAAUGGUGUAUUGGGUUAAGUUUAAUGGAAAAUAUGUGAGAGCUCCACAGUGAAGACAUUGUUAAGAAGGGACUUUACUUAUGUUGGUCAGAAUGGACAGUUUCUUGGUUUUAUCCUUGUGCAUCAUAAACAAAUCAUCAUUCACCGACCAACAUUUACUCCCCUUUGGAUAAGAUCUCAUCCUACUUACAGAGACUUAAAGUUCCCAUGUACCACUUGACUCAUCCAUACUUACCUAAAUUCUGUAUUAGUCCUACACUGUCUUAAAAAUUCCUAACUUUUUCAUAUCAAUAUAGUGUAAUUUAUAAAAGUAAAAAUGUGUUUAAGAGAAGCU